AUGGGUCGCAGCAUUGACCUUAAGUUUAUCGCGGACCUCUCGGUCCUCGUCGGAACAGGAAUCUCGGUAUAUUACUUGGUAUCGCGUCUACUCAAUGAAUCGGACGGAAACCCGCUUUUUGGCAAGUCUAAAGAAGCAAGGCAGAAGCAGUCGCAAACGUGGGAAAACCUGGUAGCCAUGCGGCCACAGCUUCAGGACGUGCGUCUCAGCAGCUACGAACGCAAUGUGCUGGGGUCUGUGGUGCUGCCGCAGGACAUCGAGGUGAGUUUUGCGCAGGUGGGAGGGCUUGAAGACAUCGUGGAAGAAUUGACGGAAUCGGUGAUUUGCCCGCUUACGAUGCCUGAGCUGUACUCCUCAGGGUCCUCGUCGGAUCCCUCAGGCAUGGCGAGCGGUGGGCUGCUGACAGCGCCACGCGGCGUGCUGCUGUACGGCCCACCUGGAUGUGGGAAAACGAUGGUCGCAAAAGCACUGGCGAAAGAAAGCGGGGCCACCUUUGUCUCGCUGCGCAUGUCGUCGAUCCUGGAUAAGUGGUAUGGAGAGUCGAAUAAGAUUGUGGAUGCGGUUUUCUCGCUUGCCAACAAGAUCCAGCCGUGCAUCGUGUUCAUCGACGAAAUCGACUCUUUUCUACGAGAGCGCGCUUCGUCGGACCACGAGGUGACGGCAAUGUUAAAGGCGGAAUUUAUGACUCUGUGGGAUGGCCUUACAUCCAACGGACGCGUGCUAGUUUUAGGUGCCACUAACCGCAUGGCGGACAUUGACUCUGCGUUUCUGAGAAGACUGCCUAAACGCUUUGCAAUUCCGCUACCAGGCCCACAAGAAAGGCGUGCGAUCCUCAACAUUCUACUGCAAGGCUCGGAGCUGGACGCUAAGGACUUCGACCUCGAGGCCAUAGUGAAUGCCACUCGCAAUAUGUCUGGUUCAGAUCUAAAGGAACUAUGUAGAGACGCUGCUUUGACCGCUGCGAGAGAGUAUAUUCGUCAAAAACGGCGGCUCGCGAACUCCGAUGACCCUUUAACAGCGAGCGCUAUUCCAAAGGGCAUCAGACCUCUUAGAACCUCCGAUUUUCACAAGAAUCUGCGAAUCGAAGCCCGGGUACCCCUCGGUUCAGCAGGUCUGGAUUAA
This is a messenger RNA of Lachancea dasiensis, 1122 nucleotides long. NCBI's taxonomy places the organism in Eukaryota, Fungi, Ascomycota, Saccharomycetes, Saccharomycetales, Saccharomycetaceae. The record is from the annotation of a GenBank genome assembly.